Molecule: messenger RNA, 1239 nt
Organism: Ostreobium quekettii
Lineage: Eukaryota; Viridiplantae; Chlorophyta; Ulvophyceae; Bryopsidales; Ostreobiaceae
Source: the annotation of a GenBank genome assembly
AUGAUCGAACUUUAUGGUGCCCGACCCUUGACCGGAGAAUCAAGGCUGCUGAGGGGCGUGAAAGCUGUGUGUCGAUCUAUGGAGAUCCUGAAGCAGUACUGCAUUGGUGAAGUGCGCGCCACUCCAGGGACCAAGGUGUUCAGCGUCGAGUAUGACGAAAACCAAAAGGACAAGGAGUUUUAUGAAUGCUUGAAGCAGCGUGUUGGCAAGUACUUCAAAGACAACAAGUUGAAUCCAAGAUUUUCAAUUGAGAUGUAUGUGAAGUUUGCAACCAUCAUGGUAUGCUUGGCGCUUGUCACGUACGGGGCCUUCUUCUACCCUUUCAAGAGCUUCUUGAGCUCAUUCAUCUGCGCGGUUGGCCUGGGUUUUUUUUCAGCUGAGGUGGGCUUGUCCAUCCAGCAUGACGCCAACCAUGCUGCCUUCAGCACCAUCCCCUUUGUCAACAAGGUUGUGGGCUUCACCCUGGAUGCUGUUGGGGCAUCGUCCUUCAUGUGGAAGCAGCAACACGUUGUGGGCCAUCAUGCCUACACGAAUGUGGACGGUGUUGACCCUGACAUUCGGGUGAAAGAUCCUGAUGUGCGGCGCGUAACGCACAACCAGCCUUGGCAGCAAUACCAGAUAUACCAGCACAUAUACCUGGGAGCUCUGUAUGGCCUGCUGGCAGUGAAAAGCAUCUUCGUUGACGACUUCAGUGCGCUGGCGAAUGGCCACAUCGGUGCUGUGCCCCUCACCAGGCUCACCGCUGAGGAGCGGGUCGUCCUUUGGGCCGGGAAAGUGGUGUGGUCACUGUACUACCUGGUGCUUCCUGUUGUGUACAGCCCCCACGGCAUGUUGAAGCUCAUGAUUUUGUGGAUCACUGCACAGCUGGUGACUGGGUGGAUGCUUGCUUUCAUGUUCCAGGUGGCCCAUGUGACUGGUGAUGUCGACUUCUUCAGUGAGGACGAAAGCAACAAUGGGCGUGUCCCUCGAGGCUGGGCGGCUGCUCAAGUCCAAACCACCGCUGACUUUUCACAUGGAUCGUGGUUCUGGACUCAUGUCUCUGGAGGUCUCAAUUACCAGGUAGUCCACCACCUAUUCCCUUGGGUGUGCCACAUGCACUACCCCAAAAUUGCUCCCAUAGUGCUGGACGUGUGCAAAGAGUAUGGCGUCAAGUACGUUGUGUACCCCACGUUCUGGGCUGCGGUGCAGGCCCACUUUCGGUAUCUUUCUGCAGUGGGGAAGGGACCCAAGGGCAAUUGA